This is a messenger RNA of Sitophilus oryzae (rice weevil), 2516 nucleotides long. It is a transcript of the gene APC4, whose product is annotated as anaphase-promoting complex subunit 4. Gene Ontology annotation, cellular component: nuclear periphery; anaphase-promoting complex. Gene Ontology annotation, molecular function: protein binding. The transcript has 5 exons. The record is from RefSeq and is a predicted model, not a curated record. Gene Ontology annotation, biological process: positive regulation of mitotic metaphase/anaphase transition; protein K11-linked ubiquitination; anaphase-promoting complex-dependent catabolic process. Lineage: Eukaryota; Metazoa; Arthropoda; Insecta; Coleoptera; Curculionidae. The coding region runs from base 234 to 2489 and encodes 751 amino acids.
UAUAUUCAUUAUUCAUCCGUUUAGCGGACGAUUACUAACAGCCAUAUGAAAAAGUUUGACAGAUAACCAAACAUGAACCUAACUUUUUGCCGGUUAAAAUUAAAAUUUAAAAUUGUUUAUAAUUUAAGUUUUUCACCAAGAAUAUAGUUAUAUUCGUAUUUCCUACCUCUGUAGAUUUUUUGUAGUAGUUUACUAGAAUAAGGAAAGGCUACAGUAUUUUUACAAUCUUCAAGAUGUCUCACACGAUAAAACAAUUAGAGGAAAAAAAUGUUGUUAGCGAAAUUAGUUGUAUGGUAUGGAGUAAUCGAAUGGACUUAGUGGCUUUAGCAAACAUUAAAGGUGAAGUAGCCUUACACAGACUGACAUGGACUAAAGCGUGGGUGUUAAAUCCACCAAAAGAUGUCAAAGCCCAAACAGUCAAAGGAAUAUCUUGGAGGCCCGAUGGAAAAGUAUUGGCAGUAGCUUACAGCAAUGGAACCGUCCUACUUAUUAAUAUCGAAACAAAGGCUAUUGUUUUAAGCUUCAAAGUAAAUGAUGAAAUAUCGUUUUUAUCUUGGGUACAAGAAAAAACUGAAGUUAAGCAACAAGAUGUUUUUAAUUUAAACGAAGUGGAAUCUGAACUUUUAAAAUCAAUUGAUUUAUCUAAACCAUAUCUUAGAGAUCCUCCACCUGUAUCUCCUUUGGAGGAUUCAAUAAACUUUGAAGACAUCAAAGGUUUAACCAGCUUUUUACAAGAACAAGCUGAAUUUAACUUGCUUGUCAUUGGAACUAAAGAAGGACUAGUGCAUUUGAGAGUAUUCGGCUGUUGGAAGUGUCUAAGUUUAAAAGUUAGCGAUUACUUUGGGUAUCAAUGUUCAAUAAAAAAUGUCCACUUCACUGAAGACUUGAGUAAAAUGUUUAUUACAGUAGAAGACAAAGAAAAUGUUACAACAGUUUUAUUUAAUUCUGAGAUAUUUAAAACCCACAGUACUGAAUUAUAUCACGUUACAAUGAAGUAUAUAAAAUUGUACGAGCUUGUAUUGUAUUUAAGUAAAAUUAUAACAAAUAUCACAGAGACUUGGGAAAGUAUAUUGUUGCAAUUUGAUCAGAAAUUGUCAAAGUACGCUAGUCAAGUACCGGAGGGGGGUGUUACGGCGGAUUUUUUGGAACUGCUCAUGUUUGGAACGUUUACUGAACAAAUGGAGGAAUUCCUGAUGCAUGAUUUAACUAAAAAGGGACUGGAAAAAUUCGGACAGACCAUGGAAUUUAGUUAUUCAAAUAUACAGUCGUAUUUGAUUAAGCAUAUUAUUAAAUAUGCGCAGAAUGGUACAUAUUACUUGGCUGAAUUGAAGGGAAUGUCUCAAUUUGAAGAAAGAUAUGGGGUCAUCGGAUUGAACACUGAUGAGAUCCAACAAGCCAUCCGUUCGAAUGGGGCUUUCAUAAUCAAAGCAGGCGAAAUGCAACAGAUCAUAAACCAUUCCGUCAUCAACUACAAGGCCUUCUUCCGAUGGCUGUACGGCUCCAUUUUACGUCUCAUGGACGAACACGUGCCUUCAGAAGUGCAAAAAAUGACACAACAAGACCUGUCCUGCAUCGCAGAAUUCCUACAACACUUUGACAACUACGGUAAAGUUGGCAACAAGAAAGGCAGCACGUUUAUUAUGGAGAGAAUCAGACAGUAUAUGGUCGAUGAUGACUUGACCAUUAAGCCAGAUAUGACUGGGAACGAAUGGACUCAAUUCCUUGAAGAGAAUAACUGUUUAAAGUCUAACGAGAACGUUCUAUGUCAUUAUCUCGACAAAUCUCUUGUGCAGGUGUUUAACGAAAUGAAGAGAAGCGUCGAGAAGGUUUUUGAAACGCCUGUUCAGAAGAUUUCAGAGAAAGUUCAGCCAGUUAAUACUUUUUGUAGCUUGAAGUUGCAACCGAUGAUUGCUAGAGUCUCCUCGAUUAACAUUUCGAAGGAUAUACUCUUGAUGGCGUUGCAGAAAUCUCCAAAAAGCUUGUAUUUUUUUCAGAUAAACAUCGAUAACUCCUGUCAGUGUCUAGUUCGUUGUGGAAACAUAUUUUUCACCAAAAGUCCAUUCCAAGAGUGUGAAUUCGACGAAAUACUCAAUAUUAUCGAUGUUAAAUUCUAUUCCACUUCCAUUCUGUCUCUAUUGCUUCAAGAGGGACCCAAUUCAGAUAGAGCAGUGCUUCUGCAACUUCCAAUGUCUCCAGUUUUGCAGCAGUUGGCCGAAGUCGAUAUUUAUGCAGGCAUAAAUGAAUCUUUCGUUCCUGACAUCAACGGGUCAUCAAUCGAACAGAAAGUGUUCAGGAACGUAGAUAUGCCCGUUGCUGAGUUUUCAGUGUCUGGAAGCAGGAGGGUGAGCAUCGUUCUGGGUGAGAACAGGAGGAAAAUUAAGUUAUUUGAGAUGGAAAGUGAGGAGGACGAAGAGGAGGACGCGGAGAUGACCAGUAUGAUUAAGGAUGAUAGUAUGCAAGACAAUUUUUCUAAUGUUUCAGUUGAGUAGUAUAAUAAAAUAACUUUAAGUAAUAAU